This is a messenger RNA of Chara braunii, 1619 nucleotides long. NCBI's taxonomy places the organism in Eukaryota, Viridiplantae, Streptophyta, Charophyceae, Charales, Characeae. The record is from the annotation of a GenBank genome assembly.
AGUAAUCAGCGACUCAUCAUGCAUAUUGUUUGGUUCACUGUGAUGACAUCUAACGCUGCCUUUGCUGCCUCUUCUCAGGUGUAUGUUUCUGAGGAGAUUGGUCAUCAGUUUGUUACCAUGGAUUGCAAAAGAAGGGGUAGCAGGGAUGAUAACCGCUGGCUUCAUGAUAUGAUCGAAAGAGAUUGUCACAUCCCAAGGGUUUGUCAGGAACUGCUUUCGUUCCUUUACAGCCGAGGAGAUGCUCUGAUGUUUAAUCGAACCUUUCACAUGUGCCUGUGGUGGAUGCUAUCGCUCAAUUCCAUGUGUAUGUCUGAUGAGAGCCUCUCCCAGUACAACAGCUGCCUGAAUGAAGCCAAUGGUUACCGAAUCUAUAACUGCGAUCUGGAUGUGAUGCCCUACAUGUAUUCCGACCCUUUGUCGAAGAACAGGUAUCUAAUUAUGCUCAAGGAUGACGUGAAGGAUACAAACGUGAUGGAAUUAUGUACCGAUGGCGGAGACCUCUCAGGACACUGCCUAAGGAUGUACAGCAGCAAUUACUUCAAAGGAGUGCUUGUUUCAUCGAGCUUUGAGGGACUUGACCAUUUAUUGAAGAAAUAUACUGACAUGGUACAGCAUGUGGAAGUAGAUGGAGUAAUUCAGAUUGCACUAUCUGGGACCCAGACGGAAGCACCUUGGGGUCUGGACCGAAUUGACCAGUUGCCAGGGGUGAAGGAGCCAUUCAACAAUGAGUACAGCUAUUCCUUUGAUGGCACUGGUGUCAAUGUUUACUUAUUUGACACGGACAUAAGGACGACACACUUGGACUUCAGAUACCUUAAUGGGGAUAAGACAGGGUUGAACUUCGGCCAAAAUGCUUCCUCUUCGAGGGCACAAAAUGCAGUGAACCUCCUUGAAGACGUUCCUAAAGGACGUCCCUGCAAUGGCCAUGGAACACAUACUGCAGCAGUUGUUGGAGGCCUCAAGAGUGGAGUGGCAAAAGGUGCUUUGAUUCGUGCAGAGGUCGACCCUACCCUUGGGGACGCCUCCCAGGACCUCGAGCUUCGGGAUGUCAUCCUGUACCAUUUGGAUGAUAAGACUGUCCCGAUGGCCGACCACGUGCAGAUGGCGAUGGUCGCCAUGCCCCGUGCUUGCAGUCGGCUUGCACAGGCUGGCGCCGACACGUUGGCUAUUCCUCAGGUAGACCUCCCGCAUGGUCUCGUCCCUCUUCGCGAAGCCUUAUCCCCUGAGGAGCGCGCCACCCUUGAGGCCCAUCGCGGUUGCCUUCAUUGCCGCCAGGAUGGACAUACCUCCUCACGGUGUCCAUACCAUGCCACCCUCGUUCGGCACUAUGCUGACAUUUCUGGUCAGCGUCGAUCUCAGUCCCCCCUUCAGCCCCGCCCGACCAAUCCCAUCCAACUAGCCACGAUGCACUGUACCGUUGAGGCCUCGCACGUAGCCGGCUUCCCGACCAUCGAGUUGCGGUUUACCCCUUUGGCUACCACGCCAGAGGAUCCUCAUGACACGACAAACGCAGUUCCCUCUGCCCCGCCGUUUGACAAGGUAUAGUCUGCCCGACCGCAGACCGCCGCAUUUAGUCCUUCCCCUUCGAGACUUCUGAUGCGCCGUGCCAUUCACACAGC